Phascolarctos cinereus (koala) is the source of this 3182-nucleotide messenger RNA. The record is from RefSeq and is a predicted model, not a curated record. NCBI's taxonomy places the organism in Eukaryota, Metazoa, Chordata, Mammalia, Diprotodontia, Phascolarctidae.
CAACCCAUUUUUAAGUUUAAUCUGCAUUAAAAUUUUCCCAUUUAUUUUUUCGAGUCUGGACAAUCAACAAGCUAAAUCAAUCUACUGUGUAGCUUUUGCCGAUUUCCAAAGCGUAAAGGGUUCACAUUAAACAUCUGAAGAGUCGGCUGUAAGAACCUCCAGCGCAGCACGUCAAGCAUCCCUAAAGGAUUUGUGAGUUUUGGCCAGGAAGUUCAAAGUCUGCGGCAGCCCAUACCUGCACGCUUUCAGUUCUGCCUAGAACUACAUUUCCCAGCAGGCUCUUCGCGCUCAGGCUUCCAGUACAGUCUACUGAACAGUCCAUCCAGUAAUGCAACAGGACGGCGCUAUCUUGGUGACGUCUUCGUUCUAAAUUCUCGGCUGGCUGCGGGGCUUCUAGUUCUGGCCCCCAGGACUUUUAGUCGGGCAGAAAAGAAGCGAGGGCGGGGGUAAACGGGGUAAAUAAAAUCUUCGUUGUAACUCUAUGUGACUAUUGUUCUUUGGUCUCUUCCUCGUCCUCCGGCCUCUUCCUCAUCCUCCGGCCUCUUCCUCAUUAGCAGCGUCCCGGAGCCCGACGUCGCUGGGCAGGGCCCGGCGUUGCGCAUGCCCACUUCCGAGGGAAACCGAGAGAUCAGAGCGCGGGAGCGCGGGAGGGUGAGGGGAGCGGCGGGUCGCGCGCUGGCGAGUCGAGCCGAGCGGAGCCGAGCGGAGCCGAGCCGGCGUCGCGCAGGGGUUUGCCUGCGCUUGUGCUCCAGUGCCCAGGCGGGUAGCAGUUUGCCUCUUUCCCACCAUGGCUGCGUUGCGCUACGCGGGUCUGGACGACACUGACAGUGAGGACGAGCUGCCGCCGGGCUGGGAGGAGAGGACCACCAAGGACGGCUGGGUGUACUUCGCCAAUCAUACUGAAGAGAAGACACAAUGGGAACAUCCUAAAACUGGGAAAAGAAAACGAGUAGCAGGAGACCUGCCUUAUGGAUGGGAGCAAGAAACAGAUGAGAAUGGACAAGUGUUUUUUGUUGACCACAUAAAUAAAAGAACCACAUACUUGGAUCCACGACUGGCAUUUACUGUUGAUGACAAUCCAAAGAAGCCACCAACCAGGCAGAAAUAUGACGGCAAUACUACUGCUAUGGAAAUACUUCAGGGUCGUGAUUUCACUGGAAAAGUGGUUAUAGUUACUGGAGCUAACUCAGGAAUAGGAUUUGAAACAGCCAAGUCUUUUGCCCUCCAUGGCGCCCAGGUCAUCCUGGCCUGCAGGAACAUGGCAAGAGCUAAUGAAGCUGUGUCACGCAUUUUACAAGAGUGGCACAAAGCCAAGGUGGAAGCCAUGACCCUAGACCUUGCUUCUCUCCGAAGUGUGCAGAACUUUGCUGAAGUGUUCAAGUCUAAGAACAUGUUUCUGCAUGUGUUGGUCUGCAAUGCUGCUGUCUAUGCCCUGCCCUGGAGCCUCACAAAAGACCAUCUCGAGACCACCUUCCAGGUGAAUCACCUGGGACAUUUUUACCUUGUCCAGCUCCUUCAGGACGUGUUGUGUCGCUCGGCCCCAGCUCGCGUCGUUGUUGUCUCUUCAGAAUCUCAUAGGUUUACUGAUAUUAAUGAUUCCUCAGGCAAACUUGAUUUGAGCCUGCUUUCUCCAUCUAAGGAAGAGUACUGGGCCAUGCUGGCAUACAACCGUUCCAAGCUCUGCAAUAUACUAUUCUCUAAUGAGCUUCACUGCCGCUUGUCUCCCCAUGGAGUCACGUCUAAUGCUGUGCAUCCUGGAAAUAUGAUGUACUCAUCCAUUCAUCACAACUGGUGGGUGUAUACCCUGCUCUUUACCUUGGCCCGGCCUUUCACCAAAUCCAUGGACAUUGCAAGGAUCCUGUCAAGGAAACAUUCCAUCUACCAGGUCGUUAUUGAAAUGAAAGGAACUGGAAAUCAGCAUUACACCAUAGAGAAUGGCUGUGCCUCACCUUACACCAGCACAUGGAAAUCAGUAGCCAAUCUGACAACAAGGAGCCGCCACCACCGUCUACUGCGCCGUGGCACCCGAGUUGGAGGGCCUGGGAGGAAUGUAUUUCAACAACUGCUGUCGCUGCUUGCCUUCAGCAGAGGCCCAGAAUGAAGUGACGGCGAGAGCCUUGUGGGAGCUCAGUGAGAGGCUGAUCCAAGAGCGGGUUGGCAGGCAGACCAGCUGACAGGGACCUCCUGUAAGGAUCAAAACACACCAAGUGGAUGUGUGCGCACUAGAAAACUGCCAGCUCUGGAACCUUUCCAAGCUUAUCAUCUAGAGGGUUUCCAUAUACCUCGGUUACAGAUUAGCUAGUGUUAAACAGAAUAAUAGCAGUCACAACAUAGUGAAAAAUGUUAAGUACUAAUGGGAAGUAGGGAAUUCUGUAGGUUAAAGGGACAAUAUCUCUUUCUGGGGCUUACUUUUACUUUUCCUUAGGAUUGUAGCCUUUGCGAAGUAGAGCCCGCAGUGAAAUGCGGGGUAUCUUUUGUGCUACUUUAGAAGUACAUGCUAACUUUUUCAUUGAUUUCCCUGGCUAAGUGUUCUGCAAAUCACCAACACACAAUCCCCUUCCUCUCCUUCCCCAGCCCCUUUGGGGAAGGAGAUGUCUUUGAGAAUUGAUUUUGAUCAGGAAAUAUCUGUUUCAUGCAACCUGACCAAAUUGGAUAGGGCUUGGCAAUAGGAAGAAAGGAGAAUUUCAGGUCCCCUUCCCCUCUACCCCCUUUACUCUGGACAACAAAUGCCUCAGUCAUGGUUAGGAAUAUGUGGUGCUGAGCUAGCAAAUAUAUACACAGAAAGCAGUGGUCAUUCCCUCCCCUGCUGAUUAAAUAUUGAAGAGUAUUUUGAGAUAACAAAAAAGUAUAUCACACACUAUUCCCUAAAAGGCUUAGUUUAGAAUCAGGAAAAAAGAUCCCAGGUCCUGAAGAAUCCAGAAAGGUUGUCAGGGGGUUGCCCUCCACGGAGACUUCUAAGGAGGAUCUUUCUGAAGUUCAGUUACUCAGUUCUCCCGAUGCCAGAUCCUGCUUGCAUUUGCCUCUGUCUUUCAUCUUUAUGUUUUAAUAAAAGAACAUGCUUGAAUAUUGUCACCUGAAGAGAACAUUUGUAUUGUUCCUUUAAAUGUAUGUUUCUCUUUUUUUCUCUUUAAAAAAACAAACAAGGAAAAAUAAAUAGCUUCUUGUAGAUGCCGUGAAAAGAA